This is a messenger RNA of Tribolium castaneum (red flour beetle), 513 nucleotides long. RefSeq names its product V-type proton ATPase subunit e 2. The record is from RefSeq and is a predicted model, not a curated record. The transcript is spliced from 4 exons. NCBI's taxonomy places the organism in Eukaryota, Metazoa, Arthropoda, Insecta, Coleoptera, Tenebrionidae. Gene Ontology annotation, cellular component: plasma membrane proton-transporting V-type ATPase complex; proton-transporting V-type ATPase, V0 domain. The coding region runs from base 122 to 373 and encodes 83 amino acids. Gene Ontology annotation, biological process: proton transmembrane transport. Gene Ontology annotation, molecular function: proton-transporting ATPase activity, rotational mechanism.
UUGGUAGUCCUGUGCGCAUCAUAUGACUUUGACACUUCUGAAUCCUAACUUGCUUGAGUUGGAUCGAUUUUACAAUAAUUUUAGUGUUAGUGAGGUGAUUUUUUGCUAAAAUCGGGUGAAAAUGGGUGCGUCUGCUCUUCCUUUCAUCGUAUUCACCGUGCUGUGGGGCGGCGUUGGGAUUGUGUUGCCCAUAAUUGUCCCCAAAGGGCCUAACCGAGGGAUUAUUCAAGUCAUUUUGAUGCUGACGGGGGUGUGCUGUUGGCUGUUCUGGUUGUGCUGUUAUGUCGCUCAAAUGAACCCUCUAAUUGGGCCCAGACUAGACAAACAUACUCUGCUGGUGAUGGCAAAAGAAUGGGGCAACCCACUCAAAUAAACUUGAGAAACCGUCAUUCCACGUUUAAUUUUUAAAUCAUUUAUCUGUGUACAUAAAAGUUGAAUUUUACCCCUUUGUUAAGAUAUUAAAAUAGAUGUAAUUUAUUAGUCGCGCUCGCUGGAAAUAAAUCGGUGUCUACA